Messenger RNA from Leptopilina heterotoma, 4056 nucleotides. It is a transcript of the gene Aasdh, whose product is annotated as beta-alanine-activating enzyme. The coding region runs from base 170 to 3190 and encodes 1006 amino acids. The transcript has 8 exons. Gene Ontology annotation, molecular function: protein binding. Gene Ontology annotation, biological process: amino acid activation for nonribosomal peptide biosynthetic process. Lineage: Eukaryota; Metazoa; Arthropoda; Insecta; Hymenoptera; Figitidae. The record is from RefSeq and is a predicted model, not a curated record.
AUACUAACCUUAAAUUUGAGGAGAUUUAAAAACGUUUCAUGAAAUUCAUAAAAUUAAAACGAUUAAAACAUUUUUGUUAAUAAGUGAAAAAUAAUAAAUAUUUCUCUUCAAGUGAUUAGUUUUAAUUCAAGAGUUCUUUAAUAAUAAAAAUGAAUUAAAAAUUUAAAAUAUGGAUUUCAAUGUAAAACGAAUCAAAGUUUCCGAAAAGACGGAAAAUUCUGAUUUUUAUAACGAAUUAUGGAAAAAUUGCCCAAAGAACAAAAUAGCGGUAGAGUUUCAUGAAGAGAAUUUUAUUAAAAAUAUCACUUACAAAGAGAUAGAAAAUACAAAAAUUAAAAUAGAAGACAUUUUGUCAACAAUCAAUGGUUCGCAAUUUAUAGCCAUUGAUUUAGAUUUGAAGAAUUUUUGUCUUCCAUCUCUAAUCUUAGGAAUACUGUCCACCGGUCGUGGUUUUAUAAACAUUUCGCCGCUAUCGUCUCGGAAUUUAUGUUCUUGUCUGAAUGUUAAUUAUUUAUUUACGCAAAAUUCAAUUCCCAAUACGGAGGUGAUUCAAAUUGUGAAUUGUCAUGGAGAGAAUAUUCAAUUUGUAAAAUUAAAAGAGAAUUUAUCUGAAAAUCACCUGGAGAAUGUUUUUUAUAAGAAUCGUUUUGCCUACGCGAUUACAACAUCAGGGACGACUGGAACUUCGAAAAUUGUCAAAGUUCCUCCAGAGAGUAUAAUGCAUAAUAUUUUCGAUUUAAGGAAACGUUUUGCGAUCAGUGAAAAUGAUAAAAUUGGACAAUUAACGCCUCUUACUUUUGAUCCAAGUAUUGUGGAGAUAUUCUUGGGAUUGUGCAGUAAUUGUACUCUUUUUAUGGUUUCGAAAAAUUUACAAAAUAAACCCAGAGAAUUUUUGGAAAUAAUGAAUCGUGAGAAGCUGACUUUGUUUCAAACGACACCGUCUUUGUUAUUUGCAAGAUUUGGAAAAAAUGAUCUAAAAAAUGGAAUAUUAGGCGAGAAGAGUAAUUUGAGAAUUUUGUUACUUGGCGGUGAACCGUUUCCAAAAAUUGAUUCGUUGAAAACUAUUAGAGAUGAGGGAAAUCAAACGAAAGUGUUUAAUAUUUAUGGAAUUACGGAAGUUUCCUGUUGGGCGAGCAUCGUCGAAUUUAAUGAAGAAACAGAGAAUUAUAUUUCCCUUGGCUUUCUCGGUGAUCCACUGUCAGAAACUAUUUUUCAAGUCAGAACUGUCGAGGGUGAAAUUGUCACCGAAGGAGAAGGACUUUUGUUUAUUGGCAGCCGGGAAAGAAUUUGUUUAAUAGACGAAGAAACAAAUACAACUUCCCCAGUCUUUCGGAAUACAGAAGAUAAAGUUACGAUCGACAAAAAAGGACGAGUCUUCUACAAAGGACGAAAUAACAAAAUAAUAAAACGAUUCGGCAAUAAAGUGGAUCUCAGUAAAUUAGAAACCAAUAUUUUAAAUUUAAAAUCAAUAGAAAAUUGUUAUGCCAUUUGGAAUGAAGAGGAGGAAAAAUUACACGUCUGCAUAAAACAAGUAUUAAAUUCCAAAGACGAAAAUAGUUUGAAAUUCGAUGUGAUGAAUCACCUGCAAAAUCUUCCAGCUUUCUAUCAACCCGACGAAAUUCAUUUAAUCAUCAAUCUUCCACUUAAUAAAAAUGGAAAAAUUUGCCAGCAAUCUCUAAAGGAACUUUGCAGUAUAAAUAAAAAUUGUGAUAAAUUAUUAAUGCUGAGUGCAGAAAGUACUUUUUCCAAUCUAUGGAAAUUACUCGCCGGCUCCAUCGACUGUGGUUUCAUCAAGUCUGGCGGAAAUUCAGUGGCUGCAUUACAAAUUGUAAAUUCCAUUUCAGAAAAGUUUGAUCAAGAAUUUCCUGAAUUACUAGCAUUGCUCUUGAACGAUAAUAAUUAUUCAAAUUGUCUCGCGUACAUUGAGGCAGAAUUGAAGAAAAAUAAGGAUAAAAAUAGUGCGGAGCCUAGUGUGGAAAUUUUUCCUUCAACCAGUGAUGAGAAUUUUACGAAAAGAAAAUCUGUCGAGGAAAAGAAUGCAGAGAGAAAAGAAUACGGAGAAAAUUUAAUUAAUUGUGAGAUGGAAUUAAAUGACAAGUGUUUAUGGCAAAAAUGUCGAGGUUUUACGAAUGGGGAAAAUAAAACAAAGGAGGAAAUUUGUAUCGAAGAGAAUGUGAAAUUGGAAAUUGUGAAAUAUUACGAUUUGAAAAAAUGUAUAGACGCUUCUGCGACUAUUUUUCAAUAUUCCAGUGGAAAAGUUUUCGCGACUGUUGGCUCUCACUCAGGAAUGAUUAUCACUGUCGAAAUAGAUUCCAAUUCUGAUGAAUGUUAUAUUAUUCAACUGUCAGAUAGAAUUGAAGCGUCGAUUUUGGUUUUUGAUAAUUUUCGAGCUGUCGUUGGCUGUUAUGAUGGAAAUGUAUAUUAUUUAAAUCUCAAGAGCGGUGAGAUUUAUUGGAAAUUUCAAACCGGUGACGUCGUCAAAUGCACCGCUGCAACUUGUUCAGAAAAAAGGAAAAUUUUUAUUGGAUCUUACGAUCGUCACAUGUAUUGUCUCUCAUUAGAGAAUGGAUUAGAAUUAUGGCGAACGAAAGUCGAGGGAAGUAUUUCCGGAACAGCUCGUUUACAUAAUGAAACCCAGAGUCUUCUCUUUGGUGCUCUGAAUGGGACUUGUGUCAAUUUAGAUCAAGUUUCAGGCAAUAUCAAAUGGCGAUAUUCAUUCUCGGAUCCUGUCUUCUCAGCACCAGCAAUUCUUGAAACUGGAAACGUUAUUUUUGCCAGUGUCUCUGGAAAACUUGUAUGCCUUAAUAUUCAAUCUGGACAAAAGUUAUGGACUUACACUAUAAAUGGAAAUAUAUUUUCUCAUCUGGUCACAGUGAAUAAACGAGAAUCAAUAUUAUUUGCGAGUAGAAAUAAAAAUCUUUAUUAUCUCGAAUGCAAUUUAAAACCAAAUUUGAAAUUCUCGUCAUUGAUGGGGAAUCCGAUAAUUACCACUCCUUGGAAUGCGGAUAAAUUUAUUUUAAUCGCCUGCAUCGAUGGUACUUUACAAGUUCUCGAUUCAAAUACUGGAGAUAUUCUCACCAGCCAUAAACUUCCUGGAGAAGUAUUUUCAUCGCCGGUAUUGUAUCGAGAUCUCAUUGUUGUUGGUUGUCGAGAUAAUAAUUUGUAUAUUUUAAAACUUUUCACUUCCUAAAAUAAUUUUCAACUGAAAACAAAUUUGUUUAAUUUCAGUUUCAUUUUGCUUUGAUAAAACUAAAAAACUUAUUUGGAAUUUUGAAUUAAAAAAUAAUGAAUUUGAAUGAUUUAAUAGAUAAAAAUUAAUUUUAAUAAUUGAAAUGUUAGUGAGACUUAUCUGUUGGGGGACAAUGAACGAAAUGCUUAAAUAUAAGAGAGAAAGUAGCACAAUAUGUUUUUAUUUGUAAGGGUCUUGUAUUACAGUAAUCGCAACAUCCUGAAAAUGCUUCGCUUGGCGAAACGGAUUUUUUUUCAUUGAUAAUUUGUGAGAUUGUACGUUAUGCUGUUUCACGUGUAGCUAAUGCAAAGGGCGUGGAAGCACGGCAAAAUUUUUUUUUAAACUUUCAGACACAUUAAACAUGAUUUUUUUUUUUUAAUAAACAAUUAACGACAAUUAUCACGACACAUUCAUUUGAAAAAGCAAAAGAAAGGAAAUAUAUUUAUAAGCAUAUUACGAAAGAGAAAAAUACUUGAUAAAUUUUUUUAAUUGAAAUGCUUCGUUCUUAUCUGCCCAAUUUUUUCACAAUAUAUAUUUUAACGUACUUUCCCCUAAUUCUAAAUAGUUCCCAAAUAGCACAUGCAGCCCGUAUUAUAACCUUUCGAUUCUGAUAAGAUUUUUUUUUAUAACAUUAUAUUAUGAUAUAUACAAUAUUAUUAGAUAUUGUAAUAUAUAAUAAUAGUGUAUAAUGAAUAAUUAUUAUAACAUUAUAAGUGUAGAUUUUCGUAUAAAGUUUUAUCGUAUUGUAUACAAAUUUGUAUACAGAUUUUUUCUUUACAAUGAUAAUAGGUAUUAUGAUAAUAAUAGUAAUAAUAAUAAUAAAAAUA